Messenger RNA from Colletotrichum navitas, 609 nucleotides. Its product is annotated as NUDIX hydrolase domain-like protein. The record is from RefSeq and is a predicted model, not a curated record. The transcript has a single exon. The coding region runs from base 1 to 609 and encodes 202 amino acids. NCBI's taxonomy places the organism in Eukaryota, Fungi, Ascomycota, Sordariomycetes, Glomerellales, Glomerellaceae.
AUGGAGCAACCGACCACGCAGGACCCCACCGCCAACCUCGCCCACCCCCCCUCCCUCGAGCGCUACAACCUCCCGAUGCGCGCCUGGCUCGAGAACAACGGCAAGACGACGGAGCUGGACGGCCUCGCGACGAGCGCCCUCGUCUUCGACCGCCGCGGCCGCGUCCUCCUGCUGCAGCGCGCCGCCCACGACAGCAUGCCGCUGCGCUGGGAGGCGCCCGGCGGCGCCGUCGACGCCGCCGACCCGAGCGUGCUCGCCGCCUGCGCGCGCGAGCUGCGCGAGGAGACGGGGCUCGGGGCCGUCCGCGUCGUGCGCGUCGUCAGCGAGGGCCCCGGAAGGGAGCCCGGCAGCUCCUUGACGAACCGCACGGGCACGCUGGCGCUGCUGCGGUUCGUCUUUGAGGUCGAGGUCGCGGCGCCGGGCGGCGGCGACGGGGACGAGAUUGUCGUGCGGACCGAUCCCGAAGAGCACGCGGACCACGUGUGGGCUUCGGAGGAGGAGGUGGUGAGGGAGAGGGUCGGGGAGAAGGACAUCCCGAUCACGAACGCGCAGAUGGCGAGCCUGAUCCUCGACGGGUUCCGGCGGAGGCGGGAGGAGCGUGUUGUUUAA